UGAAAACUGGUCGUGAGUCGCAUUUUUUUUUUCCAGUGCCAUUGUCACUUUGGACGGUCACUCAGUGAACUGUUGUAAACCGAGGACUACCUGCAUUUUAAAUCUCCUAUGCUUUGCGGUUUCGAGGGUGCUUUAUUUUUAUUUCAUUUUUUUUUUCUUCGAUUCCUUCCCUCAGAGCAUGACUCCGGAAAGGCUUUAUGAGUUUACCAAGUUCGUCAUGGAAGAACUGAAGAAGAGGUGUAAAUAUCUCAACUGUCAGCUCCGGAUCCAGGAAACAGAGAUUACUUCCCUGCCCGCCAUCUUCGUUCAAGACUCCCUCAUAAGCUCUGCCCCAUCGGAGAUGUCCCUCCCGGAGGGCAAGGUCACCGUGAUGGGUAUGGAGUACACGCCUGUCUUGAACCCGAGCAGGAUGGGGAAACCGGCCUUCGAUGAUGCGUCCUUCUACCUGAUCCGAAACCUCACCGGGCACGUGCGUGGAAAAAAGAUGUUAGAAGCUCAGCACGAAAAAGACACCGCAGGACUUCCUGGAACAGACCGAGGAGAAUUUCCCAACCAAGCUUUCCCGCCCUUGUUUACUCCGGGCGGUCAUCGUGAAAGCCUUUCGUUGGGAGCGACCUAUCUACUGGCCAAGAAAUCUAGUUCCAUUACCAAAGUCUCCGGAAGCGGGAACUCCAUCCAAAAAUACACCCGACUUACUAAAGCCGACAGGAAGAUGCUGAUUUUCGGAGGCCAGCCAAAAGAGACCGAUUCGGAUUACUUUACCGGAAUCAUCUUCAAUAUCCUGUGGGACAAUUUUGAUAACAUCAUGAACGUUGCUGAGGAAUUCUACAAAAAGGACAAGCAUCAGAUUACGAAACCGGACUGUCUCCAAGAAACCUACGACCUGUGCAUUGAUGCUUUGGGUCAGAAGAUGCUGACCUAUCUUUUCCAAUCCGACGAGUACCACAUUGCUUGCAUCUCUGAGUUCCGGGUGCAGCUGAAGACUUUCGAGGAAGAGCUUCCUCAUGUCGUCCGUCUGGCCAUUGGCAAAAUCUUAAAGGAUCACGAACAGUUCCUUGCCGAAUCCACAGAACAGAUCCGGGGCCACCUGCAGGACCAGCUGAAAAAAUGGACUGCUAUAAAAGACAAAAACAUGGCCAAAUUGCACACCAGUUUGGGACACCCGGAUAAUAUCCCCGUGCUGGAAGCCUUGUGCCAAGAGGAAGAGAAAAGGCAAGUCGAGCAAGUGGAGAGCAUCCUGGUCUGCACCAAGAGGCUGGAGGUGUGCGUCACAGAGUGCGCCCAAAAGUUUGUCUCUACCUUGGCCACUUGCACCGAGAUCAUCCUGAUGGAGCUGGACAACAGCCUCACCAUUGAUGACGUCCAAGUAGGAAAAACGGAAAAAGUCCGAGAGAAAACCAUCACCCUGAUCCGUCGUAAAAAAGCCGGCCUCUCCUUAGAAGUGGAAGAACGGAAACUGGUGGCUGAACGAGGCAGCAGAACCUGGCCCGGCAUCCCACAAACCACCAUCCCGAGUCUGCCGAAUCAGGUGAUCUUUCGAGAAACGGCGUCCGUGACCACAGCCAAAACCACCCUAGGUCACGUCGCUGCGGUGGAAGAGAGAGACGCCGUUUACGCAAAAUUCAAGGAGACGCUCCAGAUGGAAUUUGCCAGGAUCAAGGAGGAAAACUCCGCUCACCUCAUGAAAACCCAACACUGGGCCCAUUGGUGGAAGAAAUCCGUGCAAAAAAUCAAACAGCUCUAUUUGUGAACCAGUCUUGAUCUCCCAGGAUCCACGUUUCCUCGCCCUCUCCCUCCCCCUCCUCCUCGUUUGUGCGAUAUAGACGUAUAAUUUCCAUCUGUAGGAAAAGAAAAAUGUUUAGUCUGAAAAAAUUAAAAAAAACGCUGCUA
Messenger RNA from Pantherophis guttatus, 1890 nucleotides. The record is from RefSeq and is a predicted model, not a curated record. NCBI's taxonomy places the organism in Eukaryota, Metazoa, Chordata, Lepidosauria, Squamata, Colubridae.